Molecule: messenger RNA, 2660 nt
Organism: Tilletiopsis washingtonensis
Lineage: Eukaryota; Fungi; Basidiomycota; Exobasidiomycetes; Entylomatales
Product: glycoside hydrolase family 92 protein
Exons: 6
Coding region: 96-2423 (775 amino acids)
Biological process (GO): glycoprotein catabolic process; carbohydrate metabolic process; protein quality control for misfolded or incompletely synthesized proteins
Cellular component (GO): cytosol; nucleus
Molecular function (GO): carbohydrate binding; peptide-N4-(N-acetyl-beta-glucosaminyl)asparagine amidase activity
Source: RefSeq, a predicted model, not a curated record
GCGGAGCUCAAGGACCUUGCGUCGCUGGUGAAUCCCUUCAUCGGCACGUCGAUCGCGACGUACGGCAACGUCUUUGCGCAUCGGUGCCCUUUGGCAUGGCCAAGAUCGGCAUCGACCUUGACAACACCUAUGCGCCGAGUGGCUACAACGACGACCCGAACGCGCCCGUGCGCGGCAUGUCGCUGCUGCACGAUUCGGGCACCGGCUCGUCGUCGGGCAGCUACGGCAACUUUGAGUCGAUGCCCAUCGUCUGUGAUGGCGGCUUUCAGAACUGCCCCGUGUCGCUCGAUGCGCGCGCCGUGAACCGCACGAUUCCCGGCAAGGACAUUGCCAGCCCGGGCUACUUUAGCACGACGCUGCAGAACGGCGUGCAGAUGGAGGCCACGAGCACGCGCCGUGCCGGUCUCAUCCGCUACACAUACCCGCUCUCGACGUUUGCCAAGGCUCGCGGCGGCACGCCGACGAUCGUGUUCGACUGCUCCAACGACCUGCCGGGCACGUGGCGCGGCGGCAAGUGCCAGCUCGACAAGGCCAAGGGGCGCAUCAUGCUCAGCGGCACAUGGGGCAGCUCGUUUGCCAGCGGCAUCUUCUCGUACAAGGCGCACGCCUGCUACGACCUUACCAACAGCGGCGCCAAUGUCAUCGACCAGGCGGGCCUCUGGGCCGCCGACCGCUUCGGCAUGAGCGCCGUAGACGAGAGCAAGACGUACGCGAACCUCACGCGCAACACCAUCGGCGGCCAGCCGAUCCAGACGGGCGCUGUGGUGAGCUUCAAGCAGUACCCCACGGUCAAUGGCCUCGACGCGCAGAUCACCUUCCGCGCCGGCGUCUCCUUCGUCUCCGCCGAGCAGGCGUGCCAGAACGCCGAGUCCGAGGUGCCGGCGUUCGACUUUGACGCCGUCGUGGCGCAGUCGCGCGCACUGUGGAACGAGAAGCUCAACCGCGUGCAGAUCAGCAACGCCACGAACAGCACUGUCGCCACGAUGCUCUACACAUCGCUCUACCGUGCCUCGCUCACGCCGAACAACGCGACUGGCGAGACGCAGGGCGCAUACGUCGGCACCCAGGCGCCCUACUUUGACAGCCUCUACUGCACCUGGGACACGUUCCGCACCUUCUGGCCGUGGAACUCGCUCACGAGCCCGCGAGAGUUUGGCGAAGUGACGGCGACGUACCUCGACGCCUACGACAAGGAGGGCCACAUUCCCGAGUGCCGCGCCAACAACGUGCCCGGCCUGACGCAGGGCGGCAGCGACGGGACCAACGUCAUUGCGGACUUCGCCGUCAAGUACGCCAAGUAUGCGCCGCAGCUGGGCGUCUCGCUCGACCAGGCGUGGCAGGCGCUGCGCAACGACGCCUUCACGACGCCGCCGGAGUGGAACAACUUUGGGCGCCAGGUCGACGUGUUCCGGCAGUACGGCUACGUCCCCUUUGCUGUCUUUACCAACAGCACCGGCCGCCAGACGCGCGAGGCCUCGCGCACGCUCGAGUACGCAUACAACGACUUUGGCAUCCACAACGUCGGCCUGCUGCUCGGCAAGGCCGGCGGCGAGAUGGACGCGCUGCUCAAGGGCGCCCUGUCGUACAAGAACACCUUCAACAAGGACAUCCAGAGCCGUGGCUUUUCUAACUUUGUCGCAAAGCGUCGCGUAGAUGGAAGUUUCCCGGAAUUGGACCCCACCACAUGCUCUCCCAUCGACCCGUCGAACGAGAGCGUGUGCAGCCUUCAACAGGAGAACACCAGCGGCACUUAUGAGUCGAGCAGCUGGGAGUACUCGCUGUUCGCGCCGCAGGACUUUGCCGGCCUGAUCCAGCUGCUGGCCGGCGGCUCGCGCGAGGACUUCAUCAAGCGCGUGGACGAGUUCUUCAGCGCCGGCAUCUAUCUCGCGGGCAACGAGCCGUCGUUCCAGACGCCCAUCGUGUACCACUACGCCAACGCGCCGGCGCUCAGCGCCGAGCGCGUGCGCUCCGUCGUCGCGCAGAACUUCAACGCCGGCGGCGGCGGCAUCCCGGGCAACGACGACCAGGGCGCCAUGGCCACGCUGCUGCUCUUCCACCUCGCCGGCCUGUACCCGGUGCCCUCGACGCGCGAAUUCCUCAUCGUCUCGCCCUUCGUGCCCCAGUACACGAUCUUCAACGAGCUGCUCGGCAGCUUCACCGUCACGGCCGCGAACUUUGACGAGCGCAGCCUGGGCGAGACCCGGCCCAACGACGCGCGUCUCUACGUCGAGAGCGUCGCGAUCAACGGCGUCGUGCAGGCCUCGCGCUGCCGCAUCAACUUCGAGCAGCUGCUGCCCGGCGGCGGCGUGCACACCGACAUUACCCUCACCAUGACGGCGGACAAGGCCUCGGCCAACAGCUGCGGCGCCAGCGACGCCGAGCUGCCCAGCUCGCUCUCGACGGGCGGCUUUGCCAAGUUCUGAGCGUCUAGCAUGAGAGGUCGAUGGCGCCCAUCGCAGCUCGGGAUCUCCUCGAGCACGCAGCGCCUCGCAGCACGCUCACAGACUCCAGUAAUAUUUAUGCCUUCCCUUCCGCUUGACGCGGGCUCGCCGUGGCACACAGCAAUUCGGAGGCCCGGUGACGGAAAGAGCGGCCCGGAUCUGCCGGAGGCGUAGGAGCAGCCAGCGGUGCGCGCAGCACGCUCUGGUGGCUCUAGCGAG